Beta vulgaris subsp. vulgaris (sugar beet) is the source of this 1282-nucleotide messenger RNA. Its product is annotated as pre-mRNA cleavage factor Im 25 kDa subunit 1. Lineage: Eukaryota; Viridiplantae; Streptophyta; Magnoliopsida; Caryophyllales; Amaranthaceae. The record is from RefSeq and is a predicted model, not a curated record. Gene Ontology annotation, molecular function: mRNA binding. The transcript has 7 exons. Gene Ontology annotation, cellular component: mRNA cleavage factor complex. Bases 206 to 895 code for a protein of 229 amino acids.
CGAAAGGGUCAUUAUCCCAAAAGCAUUUUAAUUCUUUGUCCCACCAAAUAACUCAACGACUUCAUCGACACACACACACACACAGUUUCUCUUUCUCCACAAACUUCGCGGGAUUUCCAUCACCGUCUCCCAUCUCCAACACGACAAUAAAACCCAAAAUCCCCACUCUUCCUGCUACAACAGAAACAUUCUCAAAACCCAAAAUAUGAGAGAGGAAGAAGAAGUAGUACUGCUUACAAAUAGCAACAAACACAAUGAACACCCAGAACAAGGCAGUAGCAGUAGUAGCAACAACUUCGCCAAUUAUGUGAUGGAUAUUUACCCUUUGAGUCGUUACUAUUUCGGUUCUAAAGAUACUCUUUCUUCCAAAGAUGAGACGUUAUCUGAAUCCCGUCUUCGCUUCAAAUCUAAUUAUGAAGCUCGUGGAUUAAGGACUUGCGUUCAAGCUGUAAUUUUGGUUGAGUUGUUUAAGCAUCCACAUCUCUUAUUGCUACAAGUGAGGAAUCGUACUUUUAACCUUCCUGGAGGUCGUUUAAGGGAGGGUGAAUCAGAUAUUGAAGGUUUGCGACGCAAGCUUUCAAGGAAGCUAUCUCUUGAUGAAGGCAGUGAUGAAAGAGAAUGGGAGGUGGGGGAUUGCCUUGGAAUGUGGUGGAGGCCAGAUUUUGAGACCUUGUUCUAUCCAUAUCUGCCGCCUAAUAUUAAGAAGCCCAAGGAGUGUGCCAAGCUCUUUUUGGUGAAAUUACCCGUAAGUCGCAGAUUCAUUGUGCCAAAGAACUUGAAACUGCUCGCUGUUCCAUUGUGCCAGGUUCAUGACAACCACAAGACAUACGGACCAAUUAUAGCAGGGAUUCCGCAGCUACUAUCGAAAUAUUCCUUCAACAUGCUCGAGACGUAGAGCUGGAGCUUUUCAUGGAAGCAAUGUAAGGCAAUAUAGUGUUGUGAGGUGUGACAGAAGUUGUGGCAGAGGGAUCUUAGUUCUGGAUAGAGCCUUGAACAAACUAGUGGCACCUGCUUUGUAUAGUGUGCUUUCAUUAAUUUCAUAGCUGAGUUUGUUGUGGUUGUACGUGUAAUCUGUACAUGUAUUUUGUGAUCUGUAGUGUGAUAUGAGAGUCGAUGUAGGUUAGUAAUCAGUUAUAAAAUGCAGUAGAUCUUUCUCCAAUUAUUUCGUCAUGUAUAAUUAUAAUAUGUAGAUCUUUCUGAAUCAGGCCCUCUUCUCUUUGACUUGAAUACUGCUUUAUGUAAAUAUGUCUUGAUCAAUAAUUGUCCGUUUUUAUCGUGAACA